UUUGGGAAUGGCUUCCAUGAAUGAGAACCAACGCGCCUUUGUCGAAGAAACCAUACGAAACGCCACAACUAUGGUUCAAAACGAUACGGAACAAAGAAAAAAGUUUAAAAAACAUUCCACGACGGAGAGAACGGAGGACAAGGGGCAAGAGUCAAAGCGUGUUAUAAACUUGACGCAAGCUAAAAAAGUUGAAAGAACGCUGGGCAACGAGUCACUACUGUUCCGUCAACUACUAGAGUUUGAAAAAAGGCUCAACUUGUCAUUCAAAAGAAGACAGGCUUCUAUUCAAGAAACAAUGACCAAGAUGGAAGAACCCAACUCUCUUGUGUCUAGAUAUUUUAGGGUGCACGUAUUUAAUUUGUCGUUUGAACAACAGACAAAAGAAGUAACAGCAGUUCCUUGUUGGUCUUUAAGAAUUCAAGGGUUUAUGACCCCAAGGAACGAGAGUGGUGAAGAAAAAGGAGAUAAGCAAAUAACCGCAGAAGCACAAAAGCCCGAACAACAGCAACAAGCACAGACCCAAUCGGAGGAAAAAUGGCGGUUCACCCAAGUGUUUGAGAAAAUAGCAGUAGAACUGGAUAAGGUAGUAUACCCAGAGAACUACCUUUUUGAGUGGUCUCCUGAAGAAGAUCCUAUUGCGGAUGGCAUAGAAAUUACGGUGCCUGGAAACAAAGAGUGUCUUGCGAAAAUUUGGCUAUACCCCAAAAAUCAUGGUGAUGUAUAUAAACUUUCCCCUUAUUUGGCCUCGUUAUUAGGAACUACCCACGCGAGCUUCUCAAAUGCAGCUUAUGGAGUAUGGAAUUAUAUAAAAGUACAUAAGCUUCAAUCUGCUGAAGACAAAUCAUGUAUCCAGCUGGAUGACGUAUUAUCUAACCUCUUUAAUCAAGUACGAGAUAUUGCACAAGUAGCAGUUAAUCCUGGGGAACAGAUCAAACUGUCGCAGUUGAUUGCCGUGGUUCGUCGUCAUUUUCAACCCAACGAGCCCAUUUUAGUGGAAUAUCCUGUCAAGUUGAAUGGAAACUGGUUGGAUAAUCAAGUGUGCUUUGACAUGAGAUGCGACUUCAACGACGCCAAAUUGAAUGAUUGGGUUUCUGAUGAUCUUCGAAAUGUCUUGAAAUGGAAACCUUGGGAAGAGAACAAAUUAUUUAAAGCAUACGAAGAACGAUACUAUGAUGCUCUAGAAAGAAUGUUGCAUCAUAAGAGAAGGCGUGACUUCUUCCAGGGUUUUGCAAAUAACCCAGUUCAAUUUGUGAAUCAUCUCAUUAUUAGUCAGUCGAGAGAUUUGAAAAUCAUAAGCGGAAUGACUGGGAGAAAUCCGGAUGAGGAAAAACUAUCCUCCUUUUACCAACAGCAAUGGGUUCGUGAGGCUGUUCCGCGAUAUCUAUUUCGAAAGGUUAUUCAAGAUGCUGCCAAUCGACAAAGAGAUCAUUCUUAUCAAGGAUAUGAGUCUUUGCAUCCCGAGCAGCGUCAAGACCACAACAACACUGUUUCUGAUUGGAAUGAUUCAAGGCAAAAUAGUAACUCUCUAGUGAAACCAAAGAUGGAAGGGGUUCAUGUUUCCGUAUCAGAAGGGCAGAGUUUCCAAACUGGGGCAAAGAAUGAUACUCCUAAUAUGUUGUUGUCAAAUACGCCAUCAGCUUCAUCUCGUACGGACUUAUUCUACAUACAAUAAGGCGAAAGCAAAUAUCUAAAGAGUGUAAAAAAAUAAAGCAUCGAUGGUCAUUUUACAUUCCUA
Galdieria sulphuraria is the source of this 1735-nucleotide messenger RNA. RefSeq names its product SWI/SNF-related matrix-associated actin-dependent regulator ofchromatin subfamily D. Gene Ontology annotation, cellular component: SWI/SNF complex; nucleus. Bases 17 to 1672 code for a protein of 551 amino acids. The record is from RefSeq and is a predicted model, not a curated record. NCBI's taxonomy places the organism in Eukaryota, Rhodophyta, Bangiophyceae, Galdieriales, Galdieriaceae. Gene Ontology annotation, biological process: regulation of transcription by RNA polymerase II. The transcript has a single exon.